AUGAAGAUCCUCUACAUAGGCAUUCUCAAGAACGAGCAAAAGCCCGCAGUAGAACUCGCCGCCGAGCGCGACCUCUCCAGCUACUCUCGCUUCACCCGCACAAGCGUCGGCGAAUUCAUGACUCUCUUCUCCAAGACCGUCGCUGAGCGCACCCGCCCCGGCCAACGGCAGGACGUGGAAGAGCAGUCCUACACCUUCCACGCCUACGCGCGCUCCGAGGGCGUCUGCGGCCUCAUCAUAUCCGAUCACGAGUACCCAGCGCUGGUCGCGCAUCAGCUGCUGUCGAAGGUGGUCGAUGAGUUCUUGACCAAGUAUCCGCGGUCCACAUUCGCGAACUCGGAUGCGCAGCUCGCCUUUCCGCAGCUGAAAGAAUACAUUGUCAAGUACCAGGAUCCGGCAGCGGCGGACAGUAUUAUGAAAAUUCAGAAAGAGCUCGACGAGACGAAGAUUGUGCUGCAUAAGACCAUAGAGAGCGUGCUGGAACGAGGGGAGAAGAUAGACAGUCUAGUCGCAAAGAGUGACGGACUGAGCGCGCAAAGCAAGAUGUUCUACACGCAGGCGAAGAAGCAGAACUCGUGUUGUGUUGUUAUGAGAGCCAACGUCGAAGCUGACUUGUGCCCAGUGAUUUAG
Molecule: messenger RNA, 630 nt
Organism: Coniosporium apollinis CBS 100218
Lineage: Eukaryota; Fungi; Ascomycota; Dothideomycetes
Exons: 5
Coding region: 1-630 (209 amino acids)
Biological process (GO): endoplasmic reticulum to Golgi vesicle-mediated transport
Cellular component (GO): Golgi apparatus; membrane
Molecular function (GO): SNAP receptor activity
Source: RefSeq, a predicted model, not a curated record